GCAGAAUUAGGGUUUUAGUACGUCUUCAUUUUAGUUACAAUUUUGAAGUACUCUCGUCGUAGAUUGGCGGGGUGGAGAAGAAGAUUUUUAUUGAUUUGCCGGACCUGGCAGUUUGUGCAUUCUAUUCCCGGGUUGUGGGAAUGGUGGUGGAGUAGGAAGUGAUGUUGUGGUUGUGAUUUUCGGUUUUACGUGUGCAUAGUUGUUUUUUUAAUGUAUUUACUUGUUUAUAAAUAUAUUUCCUGAAUUAGGGUUUAGGAUGUUAACGAUUUGUUGUACAGUGCCAGGGUUGUUUGAAGGCUCGAGGCUUUUGUGAUGGGGUUGGGUUGAGAGAGAGAUAGAGAGAGAGAGUGUGUGUGUGUGUGUGAGAGUGAGAGAGAUAGAAACUUGAACGUGGAGUGUGAACGAUUGUUUAUUGUGGAUGAUAAUAAAUUUGCAAGUAGUGGAUUGAAUUGACCUUGUUUCUACCGUAGAUGAACUUUCGGAAGACUGCUGCGGUUUGAUGCAAAUCAAUCUGUGGUUCUGUUUGCGACAUUGUUCGAUAGUUUGAACAGGCACAGUUAAGCUGCAGUAUUUCAUCAGACAUGUUUUUGGCCACCAGAAGCACAUCAAUUCCCUUAAGGGAGGUUUAAGCAGCAGGAUGCGUUGAGGAGGUCAUGUACAAAGAACGGAGUGCUGUUUUGGUAAGAGAGGAAAGAGGAUAUCGAGACAAUAUGAAGCGAUUAGACGAUGGAAUUGAGAAAUCCUCCGCUUCGACCUCGAAAGGAUGGAUUGGUAAGGAGAAGGACCGAUUAGCUCCUGCCGCGGCUGCGACGCAAAUCCGUCGGUACGCUGGACAGGAGGCCAGGCCUACUCUUGAUAAAAUGAAGUAUCCUGAUGACGUGGUUGCGGAGGAUUUGGAAUCGGAAAGCGAGGAGUCAGAUGUGAGUGGAUCUGAUGGGGAAGACACUGCUUGGAUCUCCUGGUUCUGCGGGUUGAGAGGCAAUGAAUUUUUUUGCGAGAUUGAUGAUGAGUAUAUACAGGACGACUUUAAUCUCAGUGGUUUAAGAAGCCAAGUUCCUUAUUAUGAUUACGCGCUUGACCUGAUCUUGGAUGUAGAACCCCCAAGUGAUGACAUUCUAACUGAGGAGCAGAACGAAUUGGUAGAGUCCGCUGCCGAGAUGUUAUACGGGUUGAUCCACGUUCGUUACAUCUUAACUAGCAAAGGGAUGAAUGCAAUGUUGGAAAAAUGUAAGAAUGUGGACUUUGGUCGCUGCCCUCGCGUCCAUUGCUCGGGACAGCCAUGCUUGCCCAUGGGUCAGUCAGAUGUUCCCCGAACAAUCCUUGUGAAAAUCUAUUGUCCAAAGUGUGAAGAUAUAUAUUACCCUCGAUCAAAAUACCAAGGCAACAUUGAUGGUGCUUAUUUUGGCACAACUUUUCCUCAUCUUUUCCUAAUGACAUAUCCCCACAUCAAGCCUUCAAAACCGACUCAGACCUACACACCAAAGGUAUUUGGUUUCAAACUGCAUAAAAGUGCAAGAUAGACAUCUGCUCUUUUUAAGAGCAACAUAUGUCCCUCAAACUUCAUUGCUUCCUCGUGGAGGAAUUGGCCUCUGCACCGCGCCGCAAUCCGGAGAAAUUUGAUUUUCUACUUGGAGGAUGUGGCGUAGAUCUCCUGUGAUUAACAGGCUGCUGUCGACUGCUUGCAUCUAGACAUCCAGUCUGGAUGUUUCCAUAGCUGGGACCGUUCAACUGAUUUUGCGUAGACGACUGUUUCACCUCCGUCUGGUCUUCGAUUGUUCUGAAUCUGAGGAGAAGCAUCUCUGGCGCAUCGCAUAAACGAUUUUUAGUUGACAUUAGGUCGCGUCGUUGAAUUGACUGAUAGAUGGAACCUUCAAUUUGUUGUUAAUAUACUAUUGAAAUCCAAUAUCGUUCUAUGAAGUGAUGCUCCUGAAUUUGUGGGUGGAGCAUUUUACCAAGCCCUUUCGACA
Messenger RNA from Physcomitrium patens, 1967 nucleotides. The record is from RefSeq and is a predicted model, not a curated record. Lineage: Eukaryota; Viridiplantae; Streptophyta; Bryopsida; Funariales; Funariaceae.